Anguilla anguilla (European eel) is the source of this 9596-nucleotide messenger RNA. RefSeq names its product diacylglycerol kinase, zeta a (gene dgkza). Bases 1091 to 4633 code for a protein of 1180 amino acids. Gene Ontology annotation, molecular function: protein binding; ATP-dependent diacylglycerol kinase activity. The record is from RefSeq and is a predicted model, not a curated record. Gene Ontology annotation, cellular component: nucleus. Gene Ontology annotation, biological process: lipid phosphorylation; diacylglycerol metabolic process; regulation of synaptic transmission, glutamatergic. NCBI's taxonomy places the organism in Eukaryota, Metazoa, Chordata, Actinopteri, Anguilliformes, Anguillidae. The transcript has 38 exons.
AUUUAAAAUUAAUGUCCUGUACACAAUACGUCAAUUACAAUUGCGGUUUCUUUGAAAGGGCCCUCUUGCUGCUUAUCUAUUGCAUUUCACAUGAACCCACAGUAGAUGGCAGUGCACGUGCUUCCUACUUCGGGCUGAUCUGUUGCAAGAGGAAGAGAAAGCGUGUAAGUGCAUGAAUGCACGAGCGAGCAAGAGGGAAAGAGACAGAAGUGACCAUGCUUGAGAGAGUAAUUUAGAGAGCAAAAGAGAGGGUGUCAGAUAGUGUGUGAGAGAAAGCCUCCAAGGGAAAAAAAAAAAAGAAAACGGAAAAAAAAGGCAGCUUGUAAGGCACCUAUGUUUGGGUCCUGUGGCUGUUUCAUCUGACACUUCCUGGACUGCUACAAUCCCACAGACAGGGUGACUGCGAGCCGUGUGACUGCAGGCAGCCGGGAGAGAAGGGGAACAUACGGCAGCACUUGGAAGCAUGAGCGACAGAGAACGGAUCAGGCGGACCCCACCGAGGGGGACAGCGAGGGACUGAGAGAUAAACCCCCCACCCCCCAGCCAGCUCUGACUCCAGCUCCAGCCUGCAGUCAGGGGAGGGGAGAAGUUUGGUUUGAAUGCUGCAGCGGCAGAGCUGAACUUCCUGGUGAAAUGUGGUGAUAUGAGUAGGGAGACCUGAGAGAGUGAGAGAGAAAGAGAGAGAGAGAGAGAGAGAGAGAGAGACAGCGGUUGAGAGAGAGUGGAAUGCAGGAGAUAUCUCAGCGGAUUACCUUUCCUCGUGGUGGAAUGGGAAGCCUUCUCUGUGUUGAAGCUCACAGGAAACUUGAAGAAUAAGCGAUUUGGAUAGUCCCUCUUUCAUUUUUUUCCCCCUCCAGUUUUUAUUUUUUCUUGGAGGAGAAAAGCAGUGGAUUGGGGUUUGUGCUGGUUUGUCCUCUCACCUCCAUGGCUUAGUGCUGCUUAUAACUGUUAGCGGUUUCCUUGUUUUGUUUUGAUUUGUGCUCUCUCGCCACUUUGCGAUGAGGACUUUGUGAAUUGGGACCGCUGUGAAUUGGGCCAGCUCUCCCGCGAGAGGAGAGGGUCCCUUCCAGAGAAACUUGAGAGGCUAACCAUGGAGCAACAGCAGAGCCAGGAGGCAGGGGCGGGGGCGGGGGCGGGGUCGGGGGCAGCCGCCGGGGCUGGGCCGGAGGCGCGUCCUGACCCGGAGCCCCGGCGUGAGGGCGAGGACGCGGUCGUCUCCACCUCCGCUUCCUCCUCCAACUCGGAUCUGCCCUCCACCUUCGCCGAAGGGGAGCGGCCGGCCAUUGGCCGCCGGCACAGCGGGAAGACUUUCACCGGACUGCGGCUGUUUGGCAGGAGACUUUGCCUCACUCCCAAAGGAAUCAUCCCGUGCUGGGUUGGCGUUCCCCGACAGAGGGGCGGAUCCAGGAAGAUUAAGCAUAAAGCUCCAGUCUAUAAGAAAGCCAUCGCCAAGUCUGGCCUGCAGCACCUGGUAGCUCAGCCCAGCGCUUCAGCCAUCAUCAAGGGCGACCUGGACCGGGAGAUCCGCAGCACAGUGGACUGGACUGAGAGUGCCCUGUAUGGAGACCACAUCUGGUUCGAGACCAACGUCUCCGGGGACUUCUGCUAUGUAGGAGAGCAGCACUGCAUCGCCAAGACACUGCAAAAAUCAGUAGCACGGAAGAAAUGUGCAGCCUGCAAGAUAGUGGUCCACACCAUCUGCAUCGAGCAGCUGGAAAAGCUCUCCCACAUGGACAUGUUGACCCCAGUUGACAGUCUACCCGAUCCACCCACCAAAGACCCUUCUUUUACAAUAAAUUUUAGGUGUAAACCCUCAUUUAGGGAAUCGGGAUCAAGGAAUGUACGGGAGCCAGUCUUUGUCCGAAGAGUUGUAAAAAAGCCCCGGCCCCUUGUGAGGCUCAUAGGGAUGGCUAACCGCAUGGCGACCGCCUGCGUGACCCAGACCAAGCCCACCAUCGUGCGGCACCACUGGGUCCACCGGAGACGGCAGGAUGGGAAGUGCAGGCAGUGUGGGAAGGGUUUUCAGCAGAAGUUUACAUUUCAUAGUAAAGAAAUUGUGGCCAUCAGCUGCUCCUGGUGUAAACAGGCUUAUCACAACAAGGUGACAUGCUUCAUGCUGCAGCAGAUUGAAGAGCCUUGCUCCCUUGGGGCGCACGCGGCUGUCAUAGUGCCCCCCACCUGGAUCAUCCGUGUCCGCAGACCUCAGACAUCACUAAAGUCAAGUAAAAAGAAGAAACGGACCUCAUUCAAGCGAAAAUCCAGCAAAAAAGGAGCUGAGGAGACCCGGUGGAAGCCUUUCAUUGUGAAGCCUGUGCCUUCCCAGCUCAUGAAGCCCUUGCUGGUGUUUGUCAAUCCAAAGAGUGGGGGUAAUCAGGGAGCCAAGAUCAUCCAGUCCUUCAUGUGGUACCUGAACCCCCGGCAAGUCUUCGACCUGAGCCAGGGAGGCCCCAAAGAAGGGUUAGAAAUGUACCGCAAAGUGCACAAUUUGCGGAUUCUGGCAUGUGGAGGCGAUGGAACAGUGGGCUGGAUCCUUUCCAUGCUGGACCAGCUGCAGCUGAACCCACAGCCCGCUGUGGCUGUCCUACCUCUGGGAACAGGGAAUGAUCUGGCCAGGACCCUCAACUGGGGUGGGGGAUAUACGGAUGAGCCAGUGUCCAAAAUACUCUCGCACGUUGAGGAUGGGAACAUUGUCCAGUUGGACAGGUGGAACCUUGUUGUGGAGCCUAACCUGGAGGCCAGCCAGGAAGAGCGAGACGAGCAGCAGACAGACAAGCUUCCACUUGAUGUCUUCAACAACUACUUCAGCCUUGGCUUUGACGCCCAUGUAACACUGGAGUUUCACGAGUCCAGAGAGGCCAACCCAGAGAAAUUCAACAGCCGAUUCAGGAACAAGAUGUUCUACGCCGGAACGGCCUUCUCUGACUUUCUCAUGGGUAGUUCCAAAGACCUGGCAAAGCACAUCAAGGUUGUGUGCGAUGGCACGGACCUCACCUCCAAGGUUCAGGACCUGAAGCUGCAGUGUCUCGUGUUCCUCAACAUUCCCAGGUACUGUGCUGGCACCAUGCCCUGGGGUAACCCUGGCGAGCACCACGACUUUGAACCGCAGCGACACGACGACGGCUGCAUCGAGGUCAUCGGGUUCACCAUGACGUCUCUGGCAACGCUGCAGGUCGGAGGUCACGGCGAGAGGCUGAACCAGUGCCAGAAGGUUACCCUGACCACCUACAAGUCCAUCCCCAUGCAGGUGGAUGGGGAGCCCUGCAAGCUGGCCCCCUCGGUCAUUCAGAUCUCCCUGAGAAACCAGGCCAACAUGGUGCAGAAGACCAAGCGGAGGACCUCCAUCCCCCUGUUAAACGACCAGCAGCCGGUUCCUGAACGACUCCGGAUCCGCGUGAACCGCAUCAGCAUGCAUGACUACGAGGCCCUGCAUUACGACAAGGAGAAGCUGAAGGAGGCCUCAAUACCAUUGGGCCUUAUCGUCAUCCCGGGAGACAGUGACCUGGAAAUGUGUCGGUCUCACAUUGAGAGGCUCCAAGAGGACUUCAUCUCUUUUCACCCCUCCUUCCAGCGACUGGUACUCCAGGAGGGGGACGGUACAAAAUCGAAGACCCUAUCCUCACAGAAGCUCUCACCAAAGUGGUGUUUCCUUGACUCUACCACAGCGGAUCGUUUUUACAGAAUAGACCGAGCUCAGGAGCAUUUGAACUAUGUGACGGAGAUAUCCCAAGAUGAGCUUUUCAUCCUGGACCCGGAGCUGGUCGUCACAGAGUCAGUCAGCACAUCGCCAGGGAUGCCUGAUUUGGUGGAUUCUUCUGGAGAGCUCCCAUCAGCAAUGCGCCAGUUCGCCUUCCCAUCCUCCUCGUCUUCUCCACCCUCUUCACCUGUCCCCAGUCCGACCAGCCCGCACUCGGACAGCGAGGCCCUGGCUCGGCGACACAAGAAGUCUCUCUUCUCCUCUCACUCCGGCUUCCCCUUUCCUGUAAAGAAGAGGAUCCUGGAGCUCCAGCGGGCCACGCAGCGGAAGCGUAUUUCCAGCGACAGCUCCGUUGCCGAGGCGCUGGCGCACAGCGACUCUCUGAAGUCCACAAAGCCGGCGCUCAGCAGGAAAGGGGCUAAAAUUGUGAGUGUUCAUCGGUCUAACACAACCGCAGCUGAUUUCAAACCAGCAGACAGGUCUGAGAAGACUGCUCUGUGUAACACAGAUAAAGUUUCCCUGGAGGUGCUUAUUGAUUGUGUGAAAAACAAAGACCAUGAGAGGCUAAAGGACCUUCACAAACUGGGGGCAGACCUUUCCAUGCAGGACUCCUCGGGUCAAACCCUGCUUCACCACGCUGUAGAUGUGGGCAGCAAAGAGAUUGUGAAGUACAUCAUUGACAAUGCACCCACUGAUAUCUUGGAUGUAACAGAAAAAGAAAAUGGAGAGACAGUCCUGCACAAGGCAGCCUCGCUGUGUCAGAGGACCAUCUGCCAUUACCUGGUGGAGGCAGGAGCUUCGCUUAUGAAGACCGACCUGCAGGGUGACACACCGAAACAUCGGGCAGAGAAGGCCAAGGACCAGGACCUGGCAGCCUAUCUGGAGAACCGACAGCACUACCAGAUGAUCCAGAGAGAGGACCAGGAAACCGCCGUGUGACCUCUCUUCUAUACCCCCCUCCCACGUGCCAUAAAAACCCAUCCGCAGCCAGGAACCAGCACCGCUGGGGUCUACAGUUGGUCUGAGGAGCACAUUUCACAGUUUUCAGCAGGUGGUCUACCGGCCAAUGCGCUUCCAGCACACGGUCCAUAGCGCCCACUGGUAACGCAGUGUCUACAAGAACUCCUGUCCCUUUUUAUUUUUAUCUUUGUUGCACUGCCAAAAACGUACAAAUAAAAAAAAUUAUAGUGUUUUAAUUGUUUUUUCGGAAUGCAUGAAAGAGCUGCUCCUCUGUUGUGUUGCGUUGUCCUAUUCUAGCGCUGUGGCACAGACAGAAUGUUAGGCUAAUGCUAGAGGAGUUUAUGGAUGUUUCAGGCUUGGGAAAGAGAUUUCUGAAUGUCAAGGUGGUUUUAUUGUUCUACAGAGAAAUUGACCUCUACAAUGGAAAUCUGUCUUCAAACAACACAGAAGUGCAAAUGGUCAUGAACAAAAAAAGCUUGGAUUUUAAAAGGGUAAUUUUUUAGCAGGGAAUGAAGGCUAUUGUCUUUAAAUGCACCCAACAUGCUAUUAGUAUGACUGAAUGUUGCUUUAAGAGAUGGAAAAGAAGCUUAGGCAUUUUUUUAUGAGACUGUUAUAGUUUUCAUUUGUAGUGGUUUGAUGACUUGUUCAUUUACUCAGACUACAGUAAAUUGUUUAAAUCUUGACUCUACCUUAGGCAGAGAUAUUUUACACUGAAAGCUUUCACUGUACAAUUUCAACAUGGAUGAAACCAAUACUGUUCUAAAGAGAACUAUGACUUGUAUUAUUUGAAAACUAUACUACUCAAGUCAGAGUAGAUGUUUAACUUCUAAUAAGAGUAUUUGGUACUGUAAACUCAUAUUAGUAGCUUUCUUUCAAAGCAGAUUUACACUGCUAUUCUUCAUGCCUUGAAUAUUUUUUUAAUUGUAUGGCUGAUUGUUUGAAUUUCUACUUGGUGUACUAAAGUUGUGGCAUAUUUCUUAGUAUAAUCAAAAGUAAAUAGAUAUUUAUAUAAUGCAUAGCUGUGAAAAUGGCAUUUUUGUGUUGUCAUGUUUGUAUUAUAAAAAUGUACAUUUGAUAUAUAUAUUUUUGAGAGGUAGAUAGCUUAUCUUCUUAUUUACUUUUACAUAUAACCAGCCAUUCAAGGCAUCUGUGUUUACUUCUACAGUUGACAGGUGAUCCCACUUUUAAAAAUGUAUUUAUUUUUGGGGGUUUAAUUACUCUCUCCCCCCCCCCUCCCCCAUCUACUGAUGAUAUUGGUGGCUUUCACAUAGUUAAAUAGCUAAGUCUGAGCUAUAAAUUUGAAGAGUGAAUAGUCUUUGUUUGCUUUUCUGCAUAUUUCCUAGACCAAUUAUUCAGGCUGUUUCUUUUUUAUUUUGUAGGUACAGAUUCAGAUGCAACCCAAUUGGCAAAUGAAAGCAUUUACAGGAAACCAGGGCUUUGUGAAACAGCCAUAUAUUAUUUGUGUGAAAAAAGCAAUCCCUGUACUCUAAAACUCCCCCAUUUUAUUAUGUUAUAUAAUGCUAUUUUUCCCUUUUAGCCAUAUCUUGCAAUAUCUCUAAGGAUCUGCUGUAAAUAUUUAGAUUUGUUUUUUUUAAGUUAAGGAAAGUAGACAUUACUCACUGGAAUAUUUAAAAUGUCUAUUUUACUGGCAAUUGAGCACAAUGCAUGAACAUUUUGGCUAAUGCCUUCUUCAGUGUGCAGGGAGUAAUUUGUAAUAUUCCAAUGAGCACAUUUCAAUUCAUUUAUAUUUUGUGUUGGGUUUAACACCCAGUAUUUCUGCUUUGUUUUGAAUUGAGCAUGUUUCAUUAGCUAUUUAUCAGGAUAGAUUUUUAAGUAGAACUUAAUAUCAUUUAAUUACACUUGUUUGAUUUUUAUGUAUGUAAUGCAUAUACAUUACAUAUUAUGAUGUUCACAAAGUCAUUUUCUAAGACUGUCCAGUUGCAAAUGUCACUUCCUUAAAAAAAGAAAAGGCUCAAUGCUUUCUUGUCCUUUUGGACAAUUCAGCAUAUCGGGCAUGUUAUAAUUGGUCAUUUCUACAUGUCUGAUGCACAGAUUUGACAGUCCAUGCCAGUUAUUGAUUAGAAUUUUUUUCCCAAUAGUGUCAGUUAACGAUAGGUGGAUGAGGUCCAUAAACUGCUUAAUAGCAGAAGCUGCAAUAAGCCGUUAGUCAUGACUCUUAUCAGCAAAAUGGUGGUACAGUAGAUCACAAUGAUUGGUUCAAAUCAAGGAGUCACUGAAUUUAAUAGCCCCAGCCAUGUUUGGUUUCAUGAUUUCCCAUUUUCCCAUCACUAGUGUCACUAACAGCCUUUAAAUAGAAUUUAAUUUGAUCUGAUUUGAUCAAUUGGAUAUUUGGUCUAUUGGAUUUGAUCUGGGAAUGAUUUUGACGAAGUGAAUAAAAUCACAACAAAUAAAAUCACAACAAUUAUUUAAUUAAUGGAAAUAUCUGGCCAUUUAAAAAUGGCUCCAGGGUUUCUUCAGGGGUAAUUAGAACAGGAGUAUCAAGUUCAGGUCCCAAGUGUGCUUGCUAUUUCUUCUAACCUUUGGAAUCUCUUUGAAUGGAAACCAACAUCCAAGAAGAUGCCUUCCAUGCCUCAACAAUAGAAGUGGGUACUGUACAUGGCAUUUAAUUUCUCCUUUAUCCAUGGAAUAGUCAUAUUUAAUUACAUACUGUUCAAUGUUAUAGUGAAAACUCGUGCAUAAAAAAGUUUAUAGAAAUUUCCCCUUUUUAACACAAUCAGGAAUAAAUGUAUUGAUUAUUAAUGUCUUUAGUUGUAUUUAAACCACUGAGGCCUGAAUUAAAUUAAUUGAAAAAUUCAAGUUCAGCCAUUACAAAAAUGGAAAGAUUAUAUGUUUACAUUAAGUAAAAGGAUUUGCUUCUGAGAGUCUAGUUAAAUACAUCUUAUAUUGAAUGUUAGACUAAUAGUAUAUCUGUUAAAAAUUAUAUAAAUUUAGAUAAAGAAAAGUGAAUUGAGGACUAUUUAUUAUAUUUGCUUUACAAACACGCACACGCAUGUAUUAUAUAUUUUUAUAUUUCCAUCUGCCUUCGUUUUUGUAGUAAUAUACAGCUAUACAGUUUUGUCUUAAUAUCUUUAACAGCUUCACAUUCACUUGUCACAUGUUAUUGGAGGGACUAUUUUGAACAGCCUUUGUGUUCUUGCAUAUAUUAUCUCUCAAAGCUACCAGAGACUUUUUUCCUGUAACCACUGCAGUGAAAUGUGCUGUUCCAUAGUUUAGUUGUGAAUUUUGCUUCCUUUUUAAGCAUAUUUUUUUAAAUAUUGAUAUUUAAGUGACAACAGAUGUACACAAAUUUUGCUGGCUUUCCAUGAAAUUUCCUGCAUUAAGUAUACAGUAACACAAGUUUUGCUUGUGGGAAGCUAAAUUCACUGAAACCCAUGCUUCUUCUCAGCUGAAUUGCAACCAAGCAAUUUUGGACAGCCUUCAAUGGAUUGAAUUGGUAAAGAAAAAUGUUUCUUCCAUCACUGAAAGGAGAAUUUUUGUAGUUUGGCGAAGUUUAGAGACAAAUGGACCACGAGAGAAGGGUUUUUGUGUGAACCUCAAAUGUAUAAUUCUCUGCAAACUUAUCUGUCAAGUUUAUGCAUAAUGUCGCAAAGCAAGCUAAAAGACAGGUGUUCUGUAAAUUCAUGUGGGUCGAGCUUGCUAAAAUAAAAUGUCCAAGUGUCAAUUCAGAAUAUAACUGCUGUGCACAGUGGAGUGUAAGUCAUUCCAUGUUUCAUCUAGGUAGUAACAGCUGUCAAAAGUUUCAGCCUUAAUUUUGGGAGUUAAGCUGAAAUGCAAAAUCCCAAACAAAUACAUGAUCAGUAUGUAUUUAUCAUACAUACAAGCAAGUCACAUUGCUCUACUACUAAAAGCAAUAUUGCAAGAUAACUCUCUUUAAUGUGCAUUAAAGCAGCCUUAAAGCACAUAAGCAAUACUGUCACCUGUAAACCUCAAACCCUGUGACAUUUACAAGCAACACGUCAAAUUUGGACAUAGCAUACAGACUGAUGGGCCAUGUUGAAUUUCACCCUCCCACCUGCAUCACUCCAGGCCAGUUUAGUCUUGAGCAAUGUCUAUAUUUCCAUGAGAAGCAUGUAAUCUUGCUACCAUUUUUGGUUUGAAAAUUAUAUUUUGUGAUGAAAAAGCUCUGGGGUGUUGAGCUGGCAGUUUAGUUUUGUGACUUGGUUUUGGUGUGUCUUUGAAGGUGGGAAUUAUGUGGAUGUCACUGUAAUAUCCAGAUACAGUAUGGAAUGUUUCAAAGGGAAUCACACAGUAGCCAUGUUUUAAUACAGGCUUGAUGCACAGUGAUUGUCCUGUAAUACAUAGAUAACUACUCUAUAGCCCCUCAUUUUCGUUAAUAACCACUAGGGGCCUCAUUUAAAUACUGGUCUUACGAUCAAAUUAUAUCUUAAAUAGUGGCUUACGCAGAAGACUAAGUAGUAUUUAUAGAAAAUCCCACUUAGACGUGAAUAUGAUCAUAUCUCUACAUAACCUUUACACUAGACAUAAGUCAAUUAACUGCUGGUUAUGUGGAGGUUCUGCAUUUUGUUUGCAGCAUGAAAUUCCCCAGAAUGGACUGUACAUGCUUUAAGAAUUACAUUUAAUUGGUAAUGAUCAUUUUAGGCAUGAAGAGUGAAAGAAAUAUUUAAAUGCAACCUUAUUUAGAGGGGAAAUGCCAUUAUUGGUAAGCGCAUUGACAUUGAAAUUGAAGUUCAUUCGAGAUUUAUAUAUAUCGCAACCACAUUAAACCAAUGUAAACAACUUUUUUCAGUAUCAGUUAUUUUUACUGAUCAAGCGUAAGCACAGUUUGGGAAAUUACCUUCAGAUUACAUUUACUGUAAGUUUGAAUCCCAAGACCAUUUUUGUGAAUGAGGCCCCUGGUUUUUGAUAGAGUUUUUGGGAAUUCAGAUACACCCUGUCAUUUGUAAAAAAAAAAAAAAAAAAA